GCCGCAUUGUGACACGAUACAUCAAGACCUCCAAAGCCUAACGUGGCUUCAACGCGUGCACAAUUCGGCCCAUCAACAACCUGACUUUAAUCGAAGGGAUUAGUUCUGCUAUCAGCUCCCACACAACCCACAGGAAGAUGCGAUCAUCAGAGCGGUCUUAGAUUUUUUUUCUUCUUCUAGAGAGCUUCCAACCGACUGCCGUCAACAUGCGGUUAGCCUGGUAUGCCGGGGCCUCGACGGCCCUCGCCGGCGGCGUGGUGUUUUCCGCGUUCAACCAGCGUGCCAAUUUCUAUUCGGCCAUGGUCCAUUUGUCCCAGAGCAACCUCUCCAUUAUGAUCCUACUCAACAUUGUUAUGUUUGUUUACAUCUCCUUCAUAUAUGGUCUCCAACGACUAUGCUACGGACAGCUUCGGCCGGUCGAGAUCGAGCAACUUUACGAGAAGGCUUGGUUUGCCGUGACCGAAACCUGCUUGGCUAUGACCAUAUUCCGGGAGGAGAUCGGAGCUUUCUUCAUCGUCAUGUUUACGGCCCUCUUGACGGGCAAGGUCUGGGGAUGGAUUGGCGACGGCCGGGUCGAAGUCCUGGAGCAGCAACCACCCGCGAACCCGCGACUUUUCCACGCCCGCCUAAGCAUCUCCCUCGUCGUCAGCGUCAUCUACGACAUAUGGUUACUGCAGUACGCAACCCGGACGGUUAUCCAGCAGGCCCGACCUAACAUGACGGUCAUGUUCCUGUUUGAAUUUGCGAUUCUGCUGGUUUGCUCAGUGCAGACCGGGCUCCGAUACAUCGUCUCCCUCACCGAACAGAGUAUUCUUAAAACUCAGACUCGCCAGGGGCUGGAGGCACGACGAAGGCAAAUUCGGGAGCAAAGGGCCGACAUACUGCGGCGCAGAGAGUCCGGCGAGGCCACAGAGGAAGAGAUGAACGAACCACUGCCGGACGAAAAUGACGUCGAAGAAAUGGACAUCGAGGUGCCCGGAUGGGAGGCCAAGGGGCACUGGAUCCUUGUUCUGGAUCUUUGCGCAGACUUUCUAAAGCUCGGCAUUUACGGCGCGUUCUUUGCUCUCAUCCUUAUCUUCUACGGGCUGCCUAUCCACAUCAUGCGCGACCUCUUCAUGACAACGCGAUCCUUCGUCAAACGCCUCGGAGCCUUGUUGCGCUAUAGACAAGCGAUUAAGGAUCUCAACAGGUAUCCCGACGCCACCGAGGAAGACCUCAACAGGGAAAAUACAUGCAUCAUCUGUCGAGAGGAGAUGCAUCCCUGGAACGCAAAUGAUGCAGCCCGUAUUGAACGGACUCGUCCCAAAAAGCUUCCAUGUGGCCACAUUCUUCACUUUGGUUGCUUAAAGAGCUGGCUUGAGCGCCAGCAGGUCUGCCCAACAUGUCGCCGUUCUGUGGUUAUUGGUGCACCUGAGCCUGGAAGGAGAGAUGCCAAUCCUCCCCCAUUUCGAGCUGCAGGUGUUGUACCUGGUAAUCCCGCGAACUUGGCGCCUCAGCCCCCUGCUGGCAACGUCCCGAAUAAUCAUCAGCAGCCACAACAGCCAAAUCGACCGAAUGUCAGGAUGUUCGACCUCGGACCCAUCAGGCUUGGAUUCGCUAGAGGCGGGGCCCAGGAUCUCCAGGAAAUGGCGCAGAUGAUGGGCGUGCCGGCACCACCUAUCCCUGAGAAUAACCAAGCUGCUGUGCAGAACCCAGUUCUACCGCUACAGCCAGGCAUAGUAGCGCCCUCCAAUGUCGAAGCCAUCCAAGCCCAGCUACGUGCAAUCGAGGAGCGGAUCCAGACGGAGGCAUUCUCAAUCCGAUUUGCGCAGCAGGAAGCUCAGGUACUCAGGCUAUUACUGCAACAGCUUGAAAUGAUACGUCACGCGCAAGCCAUAAAUCUUGCUGGGGGACAGGAUGCAGUCGGACCACAAUCAUUCGCAUCAGGCAGUGGCGCUCAGCCUCAGCAGGCACAACACCAGUCUACAGUUCCUGAUUCGCAAACAAGUAAUCAUGGCCAACAACCCGGAGCUACAGACUCGAGCUCUAACCCAGGUGCUGCGACAACAAUAUCCCAGGCCCCUCUGGGAGGGUUGCAGCAAGGCGGUCCCUCGGUGCACAACCUGCCUCCAGCAGUACAGUCACUCAGUCCAGUUGCUGGGGCUGGCUCGGUUGGACUCAGCCAUCACACCGUAGCACCAAAUACCACACCAAUCCCAGCUGGUAGCUCUGAUCUACCAGAAGGCCUUGUGCUUCCCCCAGGAUGGUCACUAUUGCCGCUGAAGAGGGCGGACGGAAUGCCACCUGCAGCACCUGAGAUCCAGAGAACGGGAGAGACGACCCGGGCGGCGCUGGCGAUAUCAGAGGCGAGCACCCAAAGCCAGUCUGUACCAGAAUCUAAGCCGGCACCAACGGAGUCCACUCCGGAGGCGGGAGGCUCAGGGACCGUAACAGCGAGCCAGGACCAGGGAGAUGAAGAAGAUGGUGACACCUCAUCCUCUGAAGAAAGUGAGCAGAGCCAUGAUGAUGGACCGACAGACUCUAGGGACGCAAUGCCUUCAUGGGGAGGUUCGGCGCAGCUCUUUGGAGAUAGCGGGGUAGGAGGAAAUAGGCAACAGCAAAGUCGUCCAGCGGACGACAAGGGCAAAGGUCGCGCUGUAGAAGUUGAGGAUGAGGAUGAUUAGUGAUGACGACCUUUGAUUAUGUACUUUCUUUUUAGCAAUCAGCAGUCAUCAAACAGCAGAUUGAAGUGCGUGAAAGAAUUAGUGAUAGCGAUGCAUUGAUUGGAGCUUGACCGAGAUCUUUGCCAGUGACUACG
Molecule: messenger RNA, 2797 nt
Organism: Pyricularia oryzae 70-15
Lineage: Eukaryota; Fungi; Ascomycota; Sordariomycetes; Magnaporthales; Pyriculariaceae
Product: E3 ubiquitin-protein ligase HRD1
Exons: 4
Coding region: 207-2663 (818 amino acids)
Cellular component (GO): cytoplasm
Molecular function (GO): zinc ion binding
Source: RefSeq, a predicted model, not a curated record